This is a messenger RNA of Jaculus jaculus (lesser Egyptian jerboa), 1970 nucleotides long. It is a transcript of the gene Hoxd10, whose product is annotated as homeobox D10. The transcript is spliced from 2 exons. Bases 20 to 1252 code for a protein of 410 amino acids. NCBI's taxonomy places the organism in Eukaryota, Metazoa, Chordata, Mammalia, Rodentia, Dipodidae. Gene Ontology annotation, cellular component: nucleus. The record is from RefSeq and is a predicted model, not a curated record. Gene Ontology annotation, biological process: regulation of transcription by RNA polymerase II. Gene Ontology annotation, molecular function: DNA-binding transcription factor activity, RNA polymerase II-specific; RNA polymerase II cis-regulatory region sequence-specific DNA binding.
UAUCGCGGGCGCGUAGUAGAUGUCGCUGUUGUCCGUGCUUACGCGGCCGGCCAGCCCGGCUCGGGAACACGUGACCUGCGAGGAGGCUGCGGCUCAAGGCCAUUUUCAAAUCUCAUUGGCUUGGUUGUCAUGUGGUCGGCAGAGGCAUCCACAAUUACACGGGGAAUGUUUUCCUAGAGAUGUCAGCCUACAAAGGACACAAUCUCUCUUCUUCAAAUUCCUCCCCAAAAUGUCCUUUCCCAACAGCUCUCCUGCUGCUAAUACUUUUUUAGUAGAUUCCUUGAUCAGUGCCUGCAGGAGUGACAGUUUUUAUUCGAGCAGCGCCAGCAUGUACAUGCCACCACCUAGCGCAGACAUGGGGACCUAUGGAAUGCAAACCUGUGGACUGCUCCCGUCUCUGGCCAAAAGAGAAGUGAACCACCAAAAUAUGGGUAUGAAUGUGCAUCCUUAUAUACCUCAAGUAGACAGUUGGACAGACCCGAGCAGAUCUUGUCGAAUAGAGCAACCUGUUACACAGCAAGUCCCCACUUGCUCCUUCACCACCACCAUUAAAGAAGAGUCCAAUUGCUGCAUGUAUUCUGAUAAACGCAACAAACUCAUUUCUGCCGAGGUCCCUUCGUAUCAGAGGCUGGUCCCCGAGUCCUGUCCCGUUGAGAACCCAGAGGUUCCUGUCCCUGGAUAUUUUAGACUGAGUCAGACCUACGCCACCGGGAAAACCCAAGAGUACAAUAACAGCCCCGAAGGCAGCUCCACUGUCAUGCUCCAGCUCAACCCUCGUGGCGCGGCCAAGCCGCAGCUCUCGGCUGCCCAGCUGCAGAUGGAAAAGAAGAUGAACGAAACCGCGAGCGGCCAGGAGCCCACCAAAGUCUCCCAAGUGGAGAGCCCCGAGGCCAAAGGCGGCCUUCCCGAAGAAAGGAGCUGCCUGGCCGAGGUCUCCGUGUCCAGUCCCGAAGUGCAGGAGAAGGAAAGCAAAGAGGAAAUCAAGUCUGAUACUCCAACCAGCAAUUGGCUCACUGCAAAGAGUGGCAGAAAGAAGAGGUGCCCUUACACUAAGCACCAAACCCUGGAAUUAGAAAAAGAGUUCUUGUUCAAUAUGUACCUCACCCGCGAGCGCCGCCUAGAGAUCAGUAAGAGCGUUAACCUCACCGACAGGCAGGUCAAGAUAUGGUUUCAAAACCGCCGAAUGAAACUCAAGAAGAUGAGCCGAGAGAACCGGAUCCGAGAACUGACCGCCAACCUCACCUUUUCUUAGGUCCAAGGCCCGUGGGAGGCCAGGAUCCGAGAGAGGCCACCGCGGUCCAGGCCGGAGUGCUGGAGGACUGGGAAGGCGGAAGCAAAACCUUCAUUGCUCUUUGUUUGUUUGGUUUUUUUGUUUUGUUUUGUUUUGUUCUGUUUUCCUGCUAGAAUGUGACUUUGGGGUCAUUCUGUUCGUGCUGCAAGUGAUCUGUAAUCCCUACGAGUAUAUAUAUAUAUAUAUUAAAAAAAAACUUAGCACGUGUAAUUUAUUUUUCCAUCGUAAUGCAGGGUAACUAUUACUGCGCAUUUUCAUUUGGGUCUUAACUUAUUGGAACUGUAGAACAUCCAUCUAACCAUCCAUCCAUCCAACCAGCAAUGUGACCUUUUCAUGUUUUUCCUAACACAAAAGAAAAAAAAGUUCUCUGUGUGUGGUUAGACCAUAAACUCAUGGCAUUUUGAAUACAUUCAGUACUUUUAAAAUUACAUAUAUAUUUAAAAAGCAGAAUAAGAAAACCCACAAGCUCUGGGGGGAGGGGGACCUUUCAAAAGCACAUUACAAUGUAUCUUUUCACAAAUGAACUUAGCAGUUGUCCUUGGUGAGAUGGAGUGUUGAUGACUUAUGCCUUGUAGCCUUUUCCCUUGUGGUGCAUCUGUGGUUUGGUAGUACAACAGCAACCUGUUCUCUCUGUGCAUGUUCUGGUCGCAUGUAUAACGCAAUAAACUCCGGAAAUGAG